UUAUAUAACUCAUUAGGGAGUAAUACAAAAAAGAAGUAAUAGAAAGAUUUACAGUAAUUACCCAUUAAGCCAAAUUUCUGACUUUCCAUAUAUUCUGUAUACAAUUGCUGCAGAGAGUCAGAGACUACCUUCCUUCUAAACAACUGUACCUUUGUGCUGCUUUUCCUUUGAAUACUUGAUGAGAAACCUCUGAGCCUUGUGUCACUAUUUCCAACCAUCUCAGAAGUCUAAUAGUUCAUGCUACCAAUUAGGCAUUUGUCCUCAGAACAGACACAGUAUUUCACAAUUUCGCAAUCUUCCUAGAGCAGUCAGCCAACAAAUAAACCAAUGGGUGGCUGUUGCAUGAAAGAGAGGAGUAGAAGUAAAGAUUCAGCUGUUUUGGCAGCUCAAACUCAUUUUAGUGUGACUGAGGUGGAGAGCUUAUACGAGUUAUACAGAAGGUUGAGCAGCUCAAUAGUUGAUGACGGCUUCAUUAGCAGAGAAGAAUUUCAAGUUGGGUUGUUCAGAGACAGAAGAGAACAAAGUAUUUUCACUGACAGGAUGUUCAAUCAGUUUGAUUCAAAGCAUGACGGGAUGAUAGAUUUUGAAGAGUUUGUCCAAGGUUUAAGCAUUUUCCAUCCAAAUGCACCACAGACUGAAAAAGCUACCUUCACAUUUCAGCUAUACGACAUAUGGGAAACAGGUUACAUAGAGCCCGAAGAGGUGAGAGUGAUGAUUUUGGCCUUUCUAGACGAGUCUGAUUUGGUCCUUUCAGACGACAUCAUCCAAGGAAUAAUUGACAAGACAUUUGAAGAAGCAGAUUCUAAAGGUGAUGGGAAGAUUGAUCUGGAAGAGUGGGAGGGUUUUGUGGCUAGAACUCCUUCCAUACUGAAGAAUAUGACAAUUCCAUAUUUAAAGGACAUUACAACAGCAUUUCCAAGUUUUGUGCAGAGGAAUGAUACAGACGAAAAGAUUUACUAAGAAGCAUAUAUGAAGAACAAU
This is a messenger RNA of Chenopodium quinoa (quinoa), 981 nucleotides long. Its product is annotated as calcineurin B-like protein 3. The transcript is spliced from 8 exons. Gene Ontology annotation, molecular function: kinase binding; calcium ion binding. Gene Ontology annotation, biological process: calcium-mediated signaling. NCBI's taxonomy places the organism in Eukaryota, Viridiplantae, Streptophyta, Magnoliopsida, Caryophyllales, Amaranthaceae. Bases 328 to 960 code for a protein of 210 amino acids. The record is from RefSeq and is a predicted model, not a curated record.